Phanerochaete carnosa HHB-10118-sp is the source of this 1166-nucleotide messenger RNA. RefSeq lists its product as uncharacterized. The transcript has a single exon. The record is from RefSeq and is a predicted model, not a curated record. The coding region runs from base 162 to 1166 and encodes 334 amino acids. Lineage: Eukaryota; Fungi; Basidiomycota; Agaricomycetes; Polyporales; Phanerochaetaceae.
GAUCGUCGACUGACUUUUAUGUCCUUCGGAGCAGGGAAAAGUACGUGACGCGCGCCGAGUACGAUGACCUCAAAGCCAGAUUUGACCACCUGGAAGCGAGCGUUGCACGGAUCUUGCCCUCCUUCUCCGCUCCCCUUCACCCGGGUGCCGUAUCGCCCACCAUGCCACUGGCCUCAACCUCUGCCCCGGAGUCCGCGCAGCAGCAGCAGCAACAACACACUCCCGUCAUCUCUCCCUAUCGCACCCAAGGGCCCGCCGCUUCUCCCGGCUAUCGCAUAACGUCCCCGCAGGCCUCCGUCCGAGGCGAGCUGCCCUUCCCCGCAGCACCACCACCACCACCACCACCACCACCACCCUCCUCCUCCUCGGCGAGCCUGCCUCCGCGCAGCCCACAGACGCAGUACCGCAUCGUGCCCCCGCCGUACGCCCAGCCCCGCGCGCCACCGCCCCGCGCGCCGUCGCCGGGCCCGCCGCUGAGCUCGAGCUCGCGCCUGCCCGACACGCGCCUCCCGCACCCGCGCCGCGCCUCGCUGUCGCUCGCGGCGAUCACGACGCCGUACGUGCCCGCAGAGGGCGCCGGCAGCGGCGGCGGAGGUAGUAGCGGCGGCGGAGGUAGCGGAGGAGGUGGUGGCGGAGGAGGAGGAGGAGGAGGAGGAGGAGGAGGAGGAGGAGGAGGAGGCGGCGGCGCACCCACCGCCUACACAACAUCCCCGGCGCCGCCAAAAAAUCACCGAGCGCAGACGCCACCGCUGCUGGGCCAGCGUCUGCGCCAGGCGUCGGCACCACUCUCAGGCCCAGCCGCAGGACUCCGCCGCCACCGCCGCCGGCGCAGCAGCAGCAGCAGCACCACCAGCGCCAGCGCCAGCACCAGCACCAGCAGCACCAGCUUCAACAGCACCAGCAGCAGCACCAGCAACCGCUGUCGUAUCGUCAUGGCACCGGACAGAGCGAGGAAUCCGAGGUGGUGCCGGAUCUGCCCCCGUCGCCACACACGCCGCCUGCCGUGGGCGACGUGCCGGUGCCAAGGCCGCGACGAUCCCCGUUCCCUCCUCGACCGCAGCACACUCGCUAUCCUGGGCAGUCGUACCGCGACACUCGGCACGAGCAGCCAUGACGGACCCGGCGUGUGUCCAGGACGGGGCGGCAUGGGGGGGGGGGGGCCCUAG